Messenger RNA from Dichomitus squalens LYAD-421 SS1, 987 nucleotides. RefSeq lists its product as uncharacterized. Lineage: Eukaryota; Fungi; Basidiomycota; Agaricomycetes; Polyporales; Polyporaceae. The coding region runs from base 1 to 987 and encodes 328 amino acids. The record is from RefSeq and is a predicted model, not a curated record. The transcript has 4 exons.
AUGGUCUUUGAAGUCUGCCGAGCUCUCCGGAAGGACGCAACUGCUAUUCCAGUCGAAAUACUGGAUGUCAUCGUGACCUCUCUUCUAUCGCAUAACCGUCGUUUCUGUGCAAUCGCCAACAUCUCCCUGGUCUCGUCUCGGCUUCGCCUGAUCGCGUUCAGGAGGUACUUCGAGACACUCGAAGUCCGAUCUCCAAGACACUGGGACAAGUCCUGUCGGAUUUUAGGCAUGUUCAACUGGGUCAGGAAAAUGAGGGUUGCUGCCUCUGAUGUCCAAUCAAACAUGGACGCCUUGUCUUCGUUUGGCUCUCUUCGCUCGCUGGAGAUUGACUUCUCUUCGGAUGGCCUAUCCACUCAAAAGACCCGCUGCUCGCUUCUGUUCAAGAGCUUGACCGCGGACCUAACGGUGCUCAAGCUAACCAGCCUGCCUCGGAUUGACACGGCUCUGCUUUCUCUUGUUGCUUCCCGCUUUCCUUCUCUGACGACACUCGAGCUAUCAUCUACUGAACGACUGGACAAAGAGUGCUGUUGGCUGUGCUUCGAGGAGUCGUCAAGCUGCACAAUUCAUUCCCCUGUUCCAGAUGUGUUUCCUUCCAUUGAAGUCCUCGCGAACGCCUACGGCAGGGCAUUGCAGCCUCUCGAGAACCUCGAGUAUCUAUUCUUGGGUGUCUUCCUUUCGGACGCUGAUGUGCUCAGCUGCCACUUCGACCGAUGCGCCUCUGUCGUCAUAUCUUCUCCCAGGACGGGCUUCUAUUCCUCUCCGCCCUUCGGACCCGACAAAUGCGUCAUCUGUACUGCCGAACACGGCGCCGCCGUCCACGAACGAGAACGCCUCGCGAGUGGUAUCGUUGAGAAGAUUCUCCCAUCCCUGAAGACUGUUGGGUGGAGCUCCCAUUUCUCCGAACACGGGUCCGGCGCUGACCGUCGGACCAAGACGACUAUUUUCUGUACCCGGACGCUGGAAGUGAAGGUGGACUCGACGCGAUAG